UAUAUUCCCCUACAUUCCUUCCUAUUAAUCCAAAUUAGCAAGCCACUCUCGGUCUUUUUUUAUUUCGACGCAGUUACUGGAGAAUUGGAUGUUGGGCCUAUCUUUGCCGUGAAAUAAAAUUGUUAUCCGGUCAAAGUUGGGGUUUCACAGGUCAUGAGGAAUUAUUCAACGAGGGCUACGAAGCUCUUCCCCAGCUCUCCCAUAGCCAGAACCAAACUCAAUGGCGCAUGUUUUCGGUGCCAAUUGACUAAUACGAUAUCGCUACGACCUACACUUCCUCAAUCAUAUCAUCAUCGACCUACGAGGCGGACGCAAUCGACCUGGGCGCAGGCAGUAUCUGUGGCUUCUAAUGUUUUCUCAAAUGCCACAAACCGAUCGACAGCAGGAGGCAACUCCAUAGACCCUUUACGAAUGGUUGCCAAAGAGAUGAAGUUUUUGACUGGGAAUAUACGGCAGCUCCUUGGAUCCGGGCAUCCUUCUCUCGAUACUGUUGCGAAAUAUUACACACAAGCUGAAGGCAAACAUGUACGACCUAUGAUUGUACUACUAAUGUCUAGAGCUUCUGCCUUGGCGCCCAAAUCUCCCAAACAUAAUCCGAAUCAAGAAAUCACAGAUAUAGACAACCCCAUAUCACCAACUACCAUUCUCUCAGAUGUCAAUCCUACCGCGCCUACAUUAAAUCCUUUAGCACAUGUGCCUAGGACGUAUUCGGCAGCAGAAAGCGAUAUACUUCCUUCUCAAAGGCGUUUGGCUGAAAUCACGGAACUCAUUCACACUGCAUCCCUUUUACACGAUGAUGUCAUCGAUCAUUCCGUCUCGCGGCGAGGUAGUCCAUCUGCCAACCUUGAAUUUGGGAACAAAAUGGCGGUUUUGGCUGGAGAUUUUCUGUUGAGCCGUGCUUCUGUUGCUCUUGCACGUCUGCGUGAUGCAGAAGUUACUGAGCUACUUGCAACAGUCAUUGCGAAUCUCGUUGAGGGAGAAUUCAUGCAAUUGAAGAAUACUGCGCAGGAUGAGAAAAACCCUGUUUGGACCGAAGAAACCAUCUCCUACUACCUACAAAAGACAUACUUGAAAAGCGCAAGCUUAAUAUCAAAAUCAUGUCGAGCAGCGGCUUUGCUUGGAGGAUCAGAUGCUGUUACAGUUGACGCAGCAUAUGAUUAUGGUAAAAACUUGGGAUUAGCAUUUCAACUGGUUGAUGAUAUGUUGGAUUAUACGAUUAGCGAGAAAGAACUGGGAAAACCAGCUGGCGCCGAUUUAGAGCUUGGUCUCGCGACCGCCCCGUUAAUAUUUGCUUGGAAGAAUAAUAAGGAAUUGGGUUCUCUGGUGGGAAGGAAGUUUUCUCAGAAAGGAGAUGUUUUGCGGGUAAGUUGCCCCAUAAUGAGCAUCCUAACGUUCAUACUAACAUAACCAAAGGCAAGAGAAUUAGUCCUACAAAGCGAUGGCUUAGAGCAAACCCGUGCACUGGCCGAGGAGUAUGCCAACCGAGCCAUUUCUGCAAUUAGUGCAUUUCCCGAAAGCGAAGCUAAAGACGGUCUUGUAGAAAUGGCUGAUAAAACUUUGAAACGAAGGAAAUGAAUAAAGUGUAUUAAAAUGAAGUUUGUAACUUGUAUCUAUGAUAUCAUAAAUCCAGUAUUGGAUGGGAAGCUAUUGUACUCUAAGAAAAGCAUUCAACUCGACGGGGAACUCCAUAGAUGGAAUCCGGAGAAUCAAAAUAGAUAAUUGAUACCUGCAGGAAUCCUGAACAUUU
Sclerotinia trifoliorum is the source of this 1747-nucleotide messenger RNA. The record is from the annotation of a GenBank genome assembly. Lineage: Eukaryota; Fungi; Ascomycota; Leotiomycetes; Helotiales; Sclerotiniaceae.